AAAACGAUUCAGAAAUGGAUCGGUUGUGACGCGGCGAAAGAUUCAAGACGCUGUGUCGCGGAGUGAACGAGUCUUCGGUGUUGCGGCAGUGUUACGCAGACGCUCAGUUCGAUCCCUAGCCGUGCCGCUGCGCGUGGAAGGCGCCGUACGCAGCCUCCUCCCAUGUGGUAAGGAAGGGGCGCCCGUCGCUCCCAUACACCCGGAUGAAAGAGCUGACAUUGACUGCACCAUGGCUGACUCUCAGAAGCAAAGUAACAAUGAAAAGGAAUCUACAAGUACUGCUUUAACAGAAGCAAUAGACUUAAUAAUGAAUUGGAAGCCAACAUCUGAUGUGUUUGCACUGAAACAUUUCAUGGUUGCCUCAGCAUUUCUCAGUACCUGUUCUGCUACUUACAUUAAUGCUCAUUAUCGCAAAGUUGUCAAACUGCGAAAUCAAGCAUUUAUGACCACACUUCUUCCUGUGAUUAUUGCACCAUCUCUUCUUGGAGGAAUGUUCCACCAUCAGUUUGUACAUCGUCCACUGAUUUUAGAAACUUUCAAAUGUCCGGUGUGUGUUGAGAUAAGAGGAGGGAUGGUGCAGUUGUUCACUGGCUUUGUCUAUCCACUAAUGUUGGCCCCAUUGGCUGCAAUGCAGUUUGCUGCCAGACUGUACACAUACCCUGUGCCAGAUGCCAAGAAACCUCUGUUGAUGUUGAUGGAGAUUUACAAGAUAACAAAACCAGUUCUACCCAGGCUUUAUAUCUUAGCUGCAUUGCAAUUCAUUGGAGGGGUGGCUUGGACUCACUGGGAAUUACACAAUCUCUAUACUGUGUUGGGAAAGCUGAACAAGAUGGAAGAAGCUCUCAAGGAUCAUCCUUCUGGUGUUCAUGUGGAGGUCAUGCCUCAACAGGAGCAUGAAUGAGUGGAGAAACUAGGAUGCUGAUGGCAGGGCAAGAAGAAUGCAGCAGCAGAGUACCCAGACUGAAAACCCAAUGAAGGAGGCAGAGACACAGAUAAAGAGGAGUGAGGACCAGCAGCAAGUGGUGGAAGUGGCCAGAGUGGAGGAACAACCAAGGAAGAUGAUAUGAGGCGUUGCGUGACGGAGGGAGUUAAGCGCCACCAUAGACGAAAUUGAGUUAUGUAUAGCACUGUCUUCGCCAGAGUCUCAGCUUUCCAGCGGUACUAAACUUAGGAGUAGGCGCCUUCAUGGUCGAAAAUCCCAUACCGUAACAUUAACUUUUCUCCGUACUGUAGCUCCGUCCGCCAUGCAUUAACCCAGCCUUCACGAGGGGAGAUAAGCGACAAGCCGAGUGACCAAUCCCUUGCUGCGUAGCGUACCGCAUAGCUCUGCCUCAGCCAAUCACUGCCUGCCGUGCAUCCCCAGCUGCCCGCGGCCCGCCACCAGCCGAGCCAGUCUACGCUAUUGUCUCCACAAGCCCUGUGUUUAUUAACUUUUUUUGUUUUUUUAUAACAUUGGUCAGCAGAUACCAUGUGAUGGCUUCUAACAGUGGUGAGGGGAGUGCCGAAGGGGGCUUAUUAUGACGUAAAACAGGCCCCAGCCCUAGUGAGUGGAAGAGAAUUGUGGCGAAAACCAAACGGAACACUGGCCAGGAAUACGUGAGCCGAGAUACAGGGAAAGUUGUAAAAAAGCGUGAGGUAGGGCCUGCAUGCAAGGAUGGUUGCUAUGAUAAGUUGGGCUUAGAUAACAUUAGAAAAUACAUGAAUCCUUUUGGCGUAUUUCUUUUCUUUUUUUCAUGUCUUCUACUCUACUUUUUCUCCUCUUAAUCUCUCUUUUGCAAUUUUGAAGAUUUUUCUUAUUGUGUUUUAUUGUUAUUUUGUAUUUUGCUAGGAUGUGAUUAUGAUUGUGUGGUUUUGGAGUCAUGUAUCAAGCACUAUAGUAGGAUAUUGAUUGAAUAAAACAAGAGGAGAAAAACGCGAUCAAAGUUUUGCGACAUUUGGAAUGCGAUAGCUAAAAAACGGAUCAAGCUAGAGAGCUGAGAUUGGUCUUAAAUAAAAGCCUAGGAUGUUUACUUUAUGCAUGGUAUAAUAUUUUUUCAAUAACUUAUCUUAGUUUUGAGAUAUAAACCGAUGACCACAUUUUUUGCCGAUUUAACACUGAAAAAACAGCUAAAAAAUAAAUUCACUGUUAAUCCCUUCAUAUUAUGGCAAGAUGAUGUGUUUAAUUUUAUGACAGACAUAAAGUAGACAUUCUAAGCUUUCUUUUAAGACCAACCCCAACUCUGUAGCUUGAUCCGUUGCUGAGCUAUCGCAUUCCAAAUGUCACAAAAAUUUGACUGCGUUUUUCUCCGUUUUUUAAUUUUUGGCGCUUAUCGCCCUAUGUCACGCAACGCCUCAUAUUCACUAAAGCCCGAGUUCAUGUCACAGGAGACAGUAUGGUGAAGAAAACCCAAGAUUUUGCAGAUGGAGGUGGAAUGCACCAACAUGCAAGGUGCAAUGAUUCGGGAUAUUAAGAAGGUACUGGAAGAGGUGAAGGAAGUGGAAGACAGGAGCUUGCUGGUGAUUCAAGGAGGAGAUAACAACUUGGAGGCAAAUGGCACCAAGGAAACAGUGAAGGAAAUGGUAGAAGUGGUCAAAGCAGCUGAAGGCAAGAUGACUGUUGCUGUGGUGGGGGUCCUGCAGUGCCCAUGAGAAGGAGCACAGUAUGAGAAUGAGAAGAGAGACAAACCGGAUGAACUGCAAGGAUCUCCUGGAGAUGAAGAUGGAAUGACUGGCUGAGAAGGGCAAUGUGAGCUUCCUGAAUGUGGAUAGGAUCCUGGACCAAGACAGGCUCUACAAAAGAGAUGGCAUGCACUUCAACUAUGAUGAAAAUCAGAACCUGAGAUGGUAAUUGGAUGAGGGUGAGGCAGGUGUGCUGUGUGGAGGCAGCCUGACGAGGAGGACCAACAGAUACCUGCAGACACAAAGAGAGGAAAUCAACCAGGUUUUCAGUUUGGGUACUCUGCUGCUGCAUUCUUCUUGCCGUGCCAUCAAUGUUAUAGUUUCUCCACUCAUUGAUGCUCCUGUUGAGGCAUGGCCUCCACAUGAACACCAGGAGCUGGAAGCCCCAACACAGGACACAUGGAACUAGACCUGUUUAGGAGCUGACACUUCAAUGGGUUUUUAUUUUCUAAUUGCAUUUUUUGUUGCCCUUGACCAGUUAAUUUCCUACAUUAAAAAAAGGAAAAUUCAAGAUGAAGGUUGGCCGCCUGGCCAAAAGGUGCACAAUCUUCUUUAGAGGCCAAAAUAAGCCUUUUAAAUUUAGUGUUAGAUCAUUUUCAAUUGAUUCCUGUAAUUGAAAUAGGUCAGUUAGGGCUCGGGAUUUAGGUGAUUAAAGAAAAAAAGAGAAAAAAAUAAAUAAUGGCAUGUGGCUGUAUGAUUUUUAGUAAAUACCCUGUCAACCACUUUUCAUUUGUCUCCAUUUUCACAAUGUAUCUGUCUGUUAUAGCCAUUUUCAUUACUUUCACAGUCUGAAUCAACUGUGUGAAUCAUUUAUCAUUGUCUUCCAUCCAAGUCAUUGUUGUUGUAAUUAUUUCAUAUGGCAAGUCCUUCCUAUUUACUUAGUAGUACUUAAUGUUUUUUUCCAUUAGAUUCCUUAGAUAUUCAGCCGCUUUCUCCCAUGCAUAGCUGCUGUUCUUAGCUUACAGAUUCCUUUGAGAUUCAUUCACUUUUUUUUUCCAUGCACAGGUCCCUCACCAACCAGCCAUGCAUGCACAUUAUUGAGUCAACAUUCUUAAUCUAUAUACUGUACCAUAUACUUAAUAUUUUCCUUGUUCUACUAUUUACAAUAUUCUUCUUGCUGUGAAUUCCUGUUUGUGAAUUUUUACCUAUUAAAUUAUUCAUCUGCUGUUCAUUAUCUGUUCCAUAUCUCACAUGGUAAAAGAAAAAAUGCAUAGCUCAUUUAGUUUUAUUAAACAUGAUAAAGCUCUAUUUUAAGUUACAUGUGAGAAUAUAACAGAACAAGGAAUGGGACUGGAACCAAUUGUGAUGAAGCAGUGUAGGCAUUAGUCCUUCAGCUGAGGUGGUGUUGGUGACAGUAGGAGGGCACACUCACAGCACAGAGCAAUGGUGGGGCUUGGCCUCAACAGCGACUGAUAAGGCAUUAAUUGCUUGCAUAAUGCUAUCAAUCUACUUUAGCACACAUCAAGUGUACCCCUUUAGUGUUCAUUUUAAUGACAGAUUCAUCAUACUGUUAAGGAAAAGCUUGGUAUUGUCUAGAUGGGAUGGAUGUCUCAAAUGGGUAGGUGUUCCCCUUGGCACACUGAGAAAAGUAUUUCAGAAGCAGAAUAAAAGGGUUGGAGAAUUAAAUGAUUAACAUACUCCUCCUCCUCUUAAAUACUUCUGCCGCUCUUUAUACACUCUUCAUAUACAAACAUGAAUAAUAGGUACAGUGACAUAAAUUGUAAAUCCUCCAGCAUACAUUCCUCAUUGGCACACUAUACAAGAAAUGAUUCAUUUCAGAAAAAUUGCAAUGUACAACAAUUCUAUAUUUCAUGUGAGUGUAUUUGUGCCCAGUGCAGCUUUAAGGUAACAACACAUCUUGUGAGUAAUUUGUAGCCUCAACUUGGUUACUGGCAACUUUUCUUUUUUUCCUUUUUAGAUAUCAAAUAUAGGACAUGCAGGUAUAUCAAUACCAGUGACCUCGGUGAUUGAUAAUGGUAACAUAAGUGUUGUUGAAGGAAACUACCAUCAUAGCUGCUAACACUGGGUGGCAGGAGACUGGUAACACCUGCCCAAAAUCAUCUCCAUUUCUGAUACAAAAAUACAUGUUAUAUCUAAGGCUACAUAUGACUAAUGUGAAUCCUCAGGGGGCUAUCUCUCAAGAAUUGAACAGAUGAAUUAAAAGUUUGCUAGUUACAAUCACGUAACAAUGAUGAUCACAUGUAUUUUGAUGGUCCUUCUGGUCAAAUAUUUUGAGCUUAAAAAACAAUUGAUGUUCAUACACUAUAUUCUGUUCAAAAUAUUAGUUUUUUACAGAAGUAUAUAAUAUAAACAACAAACCUGAAGCUGCAGUCUUCAAUCAUUAUUCUUUCACUCAACAUCUGCAUUUCAGUGUUUUGUAACCUCUCUGGAAUUACAACAAUUGGAAACCUGAGCAGCACAGUGCUUGCCAUCUCCCUCCAGUACCCACAUGUACUAGUCAUGACUUACACAUGUACUUCUCAUGAUGCACCUUCAUAUAUAUAUAUUUUUUUCCCAGUUAGCUCACUACCCCCUCACACUCUGGGCCGCCGUGAUGGUUGUCAGAACAGUCUUUGGUACAAGCCACAUCAAUCAACACCUCAUCAGCUCUUAACUGGCUACACUUGCAGAAAACUUUUUUGAGAAAGUAAUUAUACUAUGAAGUGUGAUUGGAAUGUCUUACUUAAGAAAA
Molecule: messenger RNA, 5350 nt
Organism: Portunus trituberculatus (swimming crab)
Lineage: Eukaryota; Metazoa; Arthropoda; Malacostraca; Decapoda; Portunidae
Product: transmembrane protein 126A-like
Exons: 8
Coding region: 230-901 (223 amino acids)
Biological process (GO): mitochondrial respiratory chain complex I assembly
Cellular component (GO): mitochondrion
Source: RefSeq, a predicted model, not a curated record